CGCAAAUCGUCGUGCCCGCGCCGCUUGACCCAAUAUAUCGAUUACUUCGAUUACGUUAUCAAUAUCUUACUCUCUGUGACAGUCGUUGUUGAGAGGCGAUCGCAUGAGCUCUGUAAACAUAUCGCCAAAUGGAGCAUUCGCGCGUCGAGAGAAUGGACGGCGUUACGAGAGAUCGACUCUCGGCGACUUUGUUCGGAAGAAAUAAAGGGAUCUUCUCGGCUUGGUUGUCUCAUCGCGCUCGCAUCAAUCAUUUCAAUUGUAUCGGGCUACAACAAUCUCGCUAUCUCGAAGCAUCGUCUAUCGUUCAACUUUGACCCUAGGAAGCUUCCAGCGUGCUUCUGAGACGCGUGUAUGUUCCCACGUUCGUACGAUCAAACUCGCUCGACCGGUAUCGCCGAUGUCAUUGCCGACAUUGUCAUCACCAUGGAGAAAACGAGUGCUUUGACUCGUUAUCAAGAUCCAACCAUCACUAUCGGUCAUUAACACACACACAUACACAUGUGCACACAAUCCUCUUACUCCUAAUCGUCGGCUGGCCGCUUACAAAAAUGUACAAUCUAUGAAAGCUAAGCGAACUGUCGUUUGCGUAAUCCGACGGCGAUAGCCGCGGUUAUCAACACGAGGAACAACAGCCGAGUAAUAUUAAUCAAAUCUGAGCGAAGUAACGAAACGUUAGGAUCCACCCAAUCAGCUAGUCGCGGCUUGAUAACGGAAUCGUCUAUUUGCAGACGACCAGAUGAAUUUCCAACCCGCCUCCGGAAUAUUCCGCGCGAUUCACGAUUCUUCCUCUUUUUUUCACAAUGCAUAUAUACAACGAGACGGCCCGUAUCGCCAGUAGUUAACAUAGCUUUUCUAUUAUCGCGGACCAGUUCACGCCACACGCGCACCAGAAAGUGCCUCGACGUUCCAGUUUCUACUCGCUGGCAAGCCGACCUCGCGUUUACGUCUGACCCGCAUUCCGUCAAGCAGCGCUGAAAUUUCGUUUCGUGUCUCUGUCUUCUUCCGCAUUAUCUCUUACCGUACAGCAAGUCGCCGCUCGCAACCGUUCGAUCAGUGUCGCACUUUCAUUCUCGCGAUGGAACGCGACUCGAAGAGACGAGGCUUAAUUUCGUCGCGAUACGAGACGCUUUCGUCACCAUGCUUUCGUCACCAACUUUCGCUCGUCGUAAAAUUCGACGGUAUCAGUGUCAAAAAAAAGGCGUUACAUCCUAAUUACGUGUGUGAAAUUCAUGUUUCAUGGGAUACAAACCGAAAACUCAAAAGAACGUGUAUGAUGGCUGAUAUUACUUUAAUUCUGAACAAUUUCUUGACUAACACUCGAUGAGACAUUCAAAUGUUAUAAUUAAUACAAUUAAUUUUAGUAGUAUAAUUAUAUUAUACUCGCUUUUUAUACCGGUUCAUUUGAGUAUUUUCAAGCAGGAACGAAAAGCGAUCUCCUGAUGUUUGUAGCAAGCGAUAUACUGUAAUCAAACCGCAAAAUAUUCGGGGAGGGACGUCGUAAGUGAUCACAUGUGAGCGCACGCACGUGCAAAAUAAAUCGAGUACGGAGAUUCCGCAAUCUUAAGGAGGAUUUAGAUGUAUGCGGCAGAAUAUCGAAUUGCAGCGUCGCAUAUUCCGUCGAGCAACGCUUUCGCGCGUUGCGAGCGUCUUGAAAUAAAUCCAUAUUUUCCUAAUAAAAUUACCCUUCGGAUGCAUCCGAGCUGGCGCCAGCAAGGGUAAAAGCGACAGGUUACCUUGAACAUGGCUGCGCGGCGCCGCCUAAUAAAACCCUAUCAAAAUGAAGCCCCAGUCACACCAUGUAUCUUGGUGAUUUAUGCGACUUGGUUGAUAUAGCGAGAAAACAACAAUGUAAUCGUGCACGCACAGCGCUCGACGGCCCGAAAGCGCGCUCUCUCUCUCUCUCUCUCUCUCUCUCUCUCUUCUCCCCUCACGCGCGGAUGCGACAGCUGUCAAAAUUAAGCCUCUAGCACGACAUUGUUUGUAUAUCAGAAUAUCAAGAUGUUAAAUGUCCUCUAAUUAUAUAAACCACUUGCGUCGUUUCGCGACGCGCCGAAGCGGCGCGCCGAAAUGUUACGCAAUGUAGCAUUAAGAAUGUUAUAAUCACGUCCCGCGCGUUUCAUUCGUCGGCGAAACGUGCCAAAAAUUUCCAAUCGUCUUCCGCAGUCGCGUGAUUUUUUACUUUGUUUGUGACUUGUUCUCCUCGACAAUUCGCUUUCGUAUAAUCGAAUCUGUGAAUACGAUUGUUAACGCGAAUGUUCUUCAGACUGGUUAACAACCGAGGGAGCGGGGGGGGGGAGAGGAGGGGGAGUUUAAACGCUACUCGGAACGUUUCUAUUGAAUCUCUAUCUCAUUUAAAACGAACAUUUUAAUUUGUCCUCGUUUACUCGUACUCAACAAUAAUGAUAAGUCUGUCCUUCUUACGCUGCUCAUCGGAUAUCUCUGAGCGUUUCCGCCGUUUCCAAUUUAAAUAUCCUCGAAGCGAUAGCUUUAACACGCUCUAACACUCGAGAAUUUGCACAGGCGCAUGGCGAUAAUUGUCUUCUCCGACAACAGAUACGAUUAUUUAUGUAUUUAUACCAGAAACGAAUUCGCUUUUGUGACGAAGUAUCGUCGACCGUCCGAUGUCACUAUACUUCGUACGACCGGAGAAUACUUCAAUUUCUGAAAACACAAAGGGAGAGCCGAUCACAUGUGAAGCUCCGAUCUUUCGCCGAUGUCCAGCGUCACAUGCGUGUUUUGUGAAAUAUUUUCUAGAAAUUUUGUGAAAUACUCAUAUUGUCUAUUUAAUAUAUUAUGCAAUCACAUAAGAGCGAGCUUAAAGCUGCUAAAAGUACACCGUAGGCUACAGUGAGCGAUUUUUUCAUUUAAGCGUUCUUUUCAUUCCAAGUUCCGUUGUUCUUACACGAGCGUAUGACAUUGUCUCAGCCUGAGAAUCAGAGAGGCAUAUUUAGCGCUCGACACGCGUCCAGAACAGGUCCAGACCGCAGACUCGAUGCUCGAUCGAUACGCGGAUUGAUUUAACAUAAUACAUGACUCUCUUUCCCACAAGAUCCCCCUCCCACGUUACAGGCUCGCGUAGACGAGCCUUCCCCAUUUCGCAACGAGCAAACAAGCGACCCGAGGGCCCCUCCCCACCGAGUCUUGUAUCGGCAAUUAACACCUCUUAAUUCGCACUCGGUAGAGCGCGCGAAAAAUGCCAAUCGUUUUCGUUACGAGCUAUUAUUAUAAAGGUUACCUUGAAACGUCAUUUUGUCAGAGUGACAGGGCAGUAUGCCUAGUCAGCCAAGCGGCACCUUUCGAACAUGGAGCACAUUUGUCGCAUUUUAUCUCGCGAUUCUCUCCCCCUCUCUCUUUCUCUCUCUCUCUCCCCCUCUCUCUCUCUCUCUCUCUCUCUCUCUCUGUUUCUGUGCUCCGUCUCUCACCGACGGAGACGAUUCGCGUAUACGCUUAGCGGUAUUCUCUUUCCACCCGCAGAUGAUCGUCGCACCGUCGCGUUCGACAUAAGCGACGCAUCGUGACUGCGGUCUAAUGGCGAACGGUGCGGUUCCAAUGCAUUUGCGGGAAUAAUAUGCGCGUAAACUUGUCGAAGCCGACUGGACUUAACAUAUAUAAUUGAAGAGCACGAGCCUCGCAGGCCUCGAGAAGGAAGCACGCCUCAGAUCGAAGCAGUCAACGAUCGAGCGUGGGGCCGAUCCCGUCGACAAUUACUGCGUGGUCCAGUUUCUCCGUUUCUCAUUGAGAACUGCUACUCUCGCUCGGCGGACGAGCGACAGCGGAGACGCACGCGACGCGCACAAACGGAGGACGAGCAAUCAGCGCCGACACGCAGCGAAGAUCCCGCACGUGAUCGCAGCGACUCAACGGCAUGGCGAGCGUCGACAAGGACCUCGAGGAGCUGAUGUCCCACUUGGGCGAUUUCGGCAAGUACCAGUCCGGGCAGUUCUGCCUUCACCUGCUCGGCGCCCUUCUCGCCGGUCUGCACAUGCUGUCCCUGCUGACGGUGGCGGCGGUGCCACCGCACCGCUGCGACAUCCCGGCCGCGAACCUGUCCUCGUCCUCCUCAUGGACGAGCGACACCUCGUUCGACACCUCCGCUGCCGGCUGGAACAGCUCGUCGGAGCACCUCCCGCGAGCCAUCGACAGCUGCCACUAUCUGGACCGCGACAACGUGACUCGGGAAUGCGACUCUUGGACGUACGACACGACGUACUUCCAGUCGUCGCGAGGCAUGGAGUGGAAUUUCGUGUGCUCGCGACGUUGGAUGGGCUCCUUGGCGCAGUCCGCCUACAUGUUCGGCGUGUUCGCCGGCUCCUUGACGUUAGGUAGCCUGGCGGACACGUACGGCAGGAAGAUCGUGUUCUGCGUAUCCGCAGUGGCGCAGCUGGUGCUCGGGGUGUCGGUCGCGUUCAUGAACAAUUACUACGUGUUCUUGGUGCUGCGCUUCUUAUACGGCAUCUUCGGCUCCGCCGGUGCCUACAUCACCGGCUUCGUGUUGACGAUGGAGUUGGUGGGCCCGUCCCGUAGAACCGUCUGCGGCGUGAUGUUCCAGCUGGCCUUCGCCGCGGGUUUUAUGCUCGUGGCCGCGUGGGGUGUCGUCAUCAAGGACCGCAUGUGGCUGCAGAUCGUGUACGGCGCGCACAGCGCACUCCUGCUCGUUCACUGGUGGCUGAUGGACGAGUCACCUAGGUGGCUGUGGGCGCACGACCGCGCCUCCGAGGCGAUCGUCAUCGUGCAGCGGGCGCUCAAGGUGAACGGCAGCAACGUCAAGGUGGAAGCUGCCAAGUUAAUCGGCCGCUCGCGGGCGCAGCAGGAAACCAAGACGGACAGGUCGCACGGCACGUUGGAUCUGUUCAGGACGCCGAACCUCCGGAACAAGAGUCUCAACAUCUGUCUCAACUGGUUCGCCAACUCCAUCGUUUACUACGGACUGUCGCUGAACAUGGGCAACCUCGUCGGCAAUCCGUUCGUCAUGCUGUUCCUCAGUGGGCUCGUCGAGCUGCCGGCUUAUAUCCUGGUGGUCUUCACGAUGGAUCGUCUCGGCAGGAGAUGCCUGGUCAGCGCGUUACUGCUGACCGGCGGCGCCUGCUGCAUCUGCGCGGCCAACAUCGCCGCCAGCAGCGAGAUCGCGUCGAUCAUCACAGUCACGAUAGUGCUGAUCGGCAAGGCCUGCGUGGCCGGCUCGUUCGCCGUGGUCUACAACUACACAGCCGAGCUGUUCCCCACGGUGGUGAGGAACACCGCGCUUGGUAUCGGCUCGAUGUGCGCUCGAUUGAGCGGCGCGCUCACGCCUAUGAUCUUCUUGCUGGACUCGUUGAACCCCAAAGUACCCGCCGUACUCUUCGGAUUAGUCGCCUUGCUGGCUGGCUUCCUGGCACUCUACUUGCCGGAAACACUGAACCAACCGAUGCCGGAGACCAUCGAGGACGGAGAGAACUUCGGUAAGGGCGACACCUGCUUCACCACCUGCCUGGGUGGCAGAGCGAGGGUCGCGAGCAGCAACAAUGUCGCGAUGACGGCGCAAGUGAACGAGGAGGAGGACGGGGAGAAGGAGAAGUUGAAUAAUAUAUAAACGAACCGAUUGCCAUAGGUAGAACAAAUUCAUCCGAGUGCCUUCGACCAGUACUUACGGCUGUAAAAACGUACGGAGGAACGCGCAUGUCGUCCUCGUCGACCUGACCGUCAAAUUACAACAUGGCCGCUUAUCCCACGGAGAUUAAUAAAGGAGAUUAAUGAUGAACGUGCGAUCUUCGGACCGGGCGGCGGCGACGUAACGUAUUCGGAAACGAGCUGCGUGCGUUAGGCUUAAGGCUGCCGUCCGAAAUUGCACGUGCGACAUUAUUUUCGCGAUGCACGAGAAAAUUGUAUAUUUUCAUAUUUCACGCGCAUAUGUUAUACUUCGAUAUAUUUAGCGCUUUAUUUAGAUAUAUUUAGCGCUGUACCUUCGCAAGAAACGCACACGACGAGAAUCGUCGCGCGGAGAAUCGUUUCUCAAGGAUUUCUCUUGAGGCUUGGCCUCGCCCCGAGAAGAAUUGCUGUCGCAUUAUCAUAUCGCGAUAUCAUAUCGCACGUAUUGCGGAUAACGCGCGGACGAGCUUCACGAUGUCUUGCGAUUUCAUUGUUAGACAAACUCCGCGAAAGGAACGAUUAAAAGUUCACGACGAGAUUCUGCCCACUCGAGAAACGCUCGCUCGUAAAAUUCUUUCCUUCGUCCCUUCCUCUCUCUCUCUCUCUCUCUCUCUCUCUCUCUCUCUCUCUCGCUCUCCCUCAAUGUCGGAAUAAUCCGGAAGUCAACGAGGAAAUAAAUUCGUUUACAUCCGACUUAACUCACUACUUUUGGACGAGAUGAACCGGCCGUGGAAAGUUUAAGGGUUAUGCGGAGAUAAAAGGGGUUGAGGGGCGCUCUCGAGGCGCUUUAAGGCGCACGUAUGAUCUUAAUGGCGAGGAUGCAAUUCCGGCGGAAUCUUCCCGGGCGAGAGAUCCUGGUAAAAUCGUCGUCCCGCUUUUCUCCCUAGCUAAUGGAAAAACUUUGUCGCCCGUUGCGGCGGCCGAACGUUUUUCCAAUCAUAAAGUUUGAAAAAUGGUCACGUCGGCCAUCCGCGGAUUUUUUUUCUUCUUUUCUCGCCGUUGAAUUGACGGCGAAGGGGAAAGGGAUCCCAUCUCCGGAAAAUUUCGUUAAGUUCGCGUCGAACAGUUCGAGUUCGGCGUGUGUGAUCGAUAAAACGCACAUGCGUCACUCGUUUGAUUUGUUGCCGCAUGCGUUGCUGCGUUUUAUCAACUGUCUGCGAAAUUGAUGUCACGAGAUAUUGCGAUUCGUACAAUCCAACGGAAAAAUUAUUUCCUUUACUUCGAAUAAGCUCGCGAAUGCGCUCUCAGUGACGCCGAUCGAACGGACGGUUUGGGUUCACCGACUUUUGGAAUUCAUCGAGAACUGUUGAAAAUCGAAUCGAGAUUUAAUGAGCCGCGUUAACUCCGACUUCAACCGAUUCCUUCCUUAUUGAUCGAGCGUCACUUGGUAACGGAUUGGAAAUUGAAUCACUUUAUCGCGCAGUUACCGAUAAGUCCUCGCGGACUUGCCUCCCUAAUUAAAUCCAACGUCGUAAAGUAUCGCGAGUCACGGCCAAACAAUUAUCGAAACUGCGAUACAAUUCACUGAAAGUUCCCAGCUCUCGGUGUCACUCGCAAACUCGCGCGCCUCGGACAUGUCCACUGCUCGAUCGCACAAAUCACCAAGUUCUCGCCAAGUAUCGGUCCCGGACCGAGUAUGUAAGUAACUUUCAACAUUGUAAUUUGCGCGAAGGCUGCGACGCGAAGCGCAACGGCUGACAAUAAAUUUUUCGCACAUGCUUAUUUCUUGCCCGAUGUAAAAAUAAGCACCUCGACACGAUAUUCUCCGCGUCGGCACAUCCGAUGAUCCGAAUUAAUGGUUACGUUGACAUUACCGCCAUCAACUUUUCCAUGAUGCGACUCGCGAAACGCGAGAUCUAACGAAGGAAGAAAGAUCUAUCGGCGUCCGAAUUCCCAAGAUUUCGUAGCCCUCGCGAAUGCAAUGCGUGAGAUCGUCAAGGACGAGAUUAAACGCCGGGAUUGCACCUCUGAGACCGCAAUUCCACGCAAUUCUAAGAGCUUACCCUCCACGUUCAAACUAGUCGGGAAAUACAUCGAGGACAAAUGAUACGUAUACAGGGUGAGCUAUUUUAAUUUAUUCACACUGAUAACUUCGAAGAUUAUGGAAAUAUCGAAAAAUGUCCAAGAGAAAAGUUAUAGGAUUCGUAGGGGGUCAACUGAUGGUGACCUUGACUUUGAUCUUGAAGGGCAUUUUCAAGGUCAAUUGAAGCUCAUGAGACUAGUUUCAUAUUUUACUCAAGUUUUUGACCUAAUCGAGAAUAAUAGUUACUAUCGUCUUAACCGUUAUUAUUCGAUAAAUCCUUACGUGUGCUCUGAGAUGGACUAACAACAAUAAAUUAUUGUUCAGAGGAAUUAAUCAUUUUUGCUUUGAUUUUGUUCCUACAUUGGAAUUUAUUCAGUUUCAUCAGAUACCAACUUGUAUCAUUUUGUUGCUAAUUUCCUGAUACGUGGUGUUGAAUACGUGGUGAUGGUUGCAAAAUUAUUCAUUCUUACUUAUUUACGGGUUAUUUGACCUUCAAAUGAUCUUCGGAGGUCAACCUAACCCAAUCUGAAUACGAAAUUACUCGCUCUUUCUGAGCCCGGUCAAGUUCUAUGAAUCCUAAAACUUUUAUUUGGAUCAUUGUUUGACCUUCGGAUAACCCCUAGGAGUGUCACGUUGACCCUUAACACGAUAACAUAUUUGAACGUAAAAUUUCUCACUCUUUCCAAAUUCGCGGUCAGAAAUAGGGAUUUCUAUUAAGAAAAACAAAGUUGACCUUCAAAUGACCUUCAAAAUUCUGACCCCCUACGAACCCUAUAACUUUUCUCUUGGACAUUUUCCGAUAUUUCCAUAAUCUUCAAAGUUAUCAGUGUGGAUAAAUUAAAAUGGCCCACCCUGUAUAAUCUCUUUCACAUUUUAUUUCUCGUAGAAAAAUCCUGGACCCUUUUCCUCGAGAGCGAGUCGAUGGGGAAGAAACUGCGGGAUCCGUAAUUUCUUUCUUUUAUUCCUCUUUUUCGUGAAGAAGGCGAAACUGGAGCGUUUAAAAUACUGUCGUGCGAAAUUUAGAACUGGGACAAAUCUUGGAAAACUGCGAGAAUCUCGCAAGGACACUCCGCGAGAGGAACGACGUGUCCUCGGGGAGAGAAAAAGAGAAAAAGAGAAAGCCGAAUCGUCCGUUGGCUCCGCCGUUGGCGACGGGAGCUACCGCUUGUUUAACUUACGGUAAAUCCGACCCUGCGAUGAUUGUGCACUCACCUGCGUUAUCGAGCGCUCACAGAUCCAUGCGCGAGGGAUGCUGGAGCGGAUGUACCACGGGAGCACACGGAGGCAAGGAGCGCGCGUCGCCGACUGAACUCCCGCUCUGUGCUCGCCCAUUAAAUCGCGGAAAACGCUACGUCGUUUCAGCAGCGCGCGCAACUCCAUCAAACGCACGGUUCAGGCCGUUGCCUCAAAUUUGACCUCCUGGUGAAUCGGAUCGCGGAAGCGUCGUCGCACUCUCAGGACCGUUGCCGACUCGCGAAUGAAGCGGCGAAGGGAAGCGACACAGAGGCUCUAAUCCGUAUGAAGUUCGCGAAGUCCAUAAAGAGUCUGUGAAAGCCGAAUGGCUGGCUUCGUACCGUCGUAUUAAGCGAAGUUGAGACUCUAAUCCCCCACGAUUUUAAGUCGCGGUCGAUUCAUGACGAUACUCCGAGCACUUUCGAAACUACACGGAAACUACCCGUCGUCAUUAUAGAAACUAUAUUUUUGGAAAUUUUACAAAAAUCGUCAAAGAGACAAUCUCGCGAAAAGUAAGACGGUCGUGUUGCAUUACGCGACAAUAAUUAUAUAUUACGUUAAGCAGCUGUUGGGAUAUUAAACGGAAAGUGCGACUUUCAAUGUUGAUAUCAACUUGUUGAAACUUGGUCCACGAAGAGCCAUCAUUCUCUCCGUGUCCUUUUCCUGCGCUUCGGACGGCGAAGAUGCGGAGGAUGAGUUAAACUCGUCCAUUAAUUUUAAUUGGCGCUUGUACGAAUGGUCCCAUUGUAGCGCAAAAAACAGACACCGCUGCGGAGCGGAUUGUCCGAGCAAUAAAGGAGAUUUGUUUGGAGGA
Molecule: messenger RNA, 9695 nt
Organism: Harpegnathos saltator (Jerdon's jumping ant)
Lineage: Eukaryota; Metazoa; Arthropoda; Insecta; Hymenoptera; Formicidae
Product: organic cation transporter protein
Exons: 3
Coding region: 3866-5569 (567 amino acids)
Biological process (GO): transmembrane transport
Cellular component (GO): membrane
Molecular function (GO): transmembrane transporter activity
Source: RefSeq, a predicted model, not a curated record